CCCCCUCCCCUCUUCUCCCACCACGAUGAGAUCCUAAGAUGGCGCUGGCUGCGGCGGUUGGCGCCCAGCAGCCAAGGUAGGGAAGGCGGCCAUUGGGCUCCAAGCCGUCCGCAGGGAAGUUGUGGGCCUCCCUGCCGCGCUCUCUGAGGAAGAACUGCCGCCGGUGGCGGAUUCUGGGGCGCCUGUCCACCCCAGCUCCGGUCCCGGCCGGAGGAGCUGCCUCGUUUACAGCAGACAACAGCUUUGAAGCGUGGACAGGAAAGGUGCUGUUUCUGAGCUGCAAAAACUAGCUUCUGAAGAGAAAGUUAUUUGGGAAAGUCAGUAUGGCCACAGGAGGAGGUCCUUUUGAAGAAAGUAUGAAUGAUCAGGAUUUACCCAACUGGAGCAGUGAGUGUGUUGACGAUCGACUUAAUAAUAUGGAUUGGAGUGGCCAACAGAAGAAGGCAAAUAGAUCAUCAGAAAAGAAUAAGAAAAAGUUUGGUGUAGAAAGUGAUAAAAGGGUAACUAAUGAUAUUUCUCCGGAGUCAUCACCAGGAGUUGGAAGACGAAGAACCAAGACUCCACAUACCUUUCCACACAGUAGAUAUAUGACUCAGAUGUCUGUCCCAGAGCAGGCAGAAUUAGAGAAACUUAAACAGCGGAUAAACUUCAGUGACUUAGAUCAGAGAAGCAUUGGAAGUGAUUCUCAAGGUAGAGCAACAGCUGCCAACAACAAACGUCAGCUUAGUGAAAACAGAAAGCCCUUCAACUUUUUACCUAUGCAGAUUAAUACUAACAAGAGCAAAGAUGCUGCUACAAGUCUUCAAAAAAGAGAAAUGGUUGGAUCAACACAAUGUAAAAAGUUGUUUGCAUCUGCUUUAAGUAAUGACCUUUUACAAAAUUGUCAUGUAUCAGAAGAGGAUGGGAGAGGAGAGCCUGCAAUGGAAAGCAGUCAGAUUGUAAGUAGGCUUGUUCAAAUUCGUGACUAUCUUACUAAAGCUAGUUCUAUGCGAGAAGACCUUGUGGAAAAAAAUGAAAGAUCUGCUAAUGUUGAGCGUCUUACUCAUCUAAUAGAUCACCUUAAAGAACAAGAAAAGUCAUACAUGAAAUUUCUCCAAAAAAUCCUUGCUAGAGAAAAUGAGGAGGAGGAUGUUCGGACUGUAGAUUCAGCUGUGGGAUCUGGUUCUGUAGCUGAGAGCACAUCGCUAAACAUAGAUGUGCAGUCUGAGGCUUCAGAUACCACGGCUAGAGAUCCUCAACAGGAGCCUAUUGAAGAGAUAGAAAAUUUGAAGAAACAACAUGAUUUAUUAAAAAGAAUGUUACAACAACAGGAACAACUUCGAGCUCUGCAGGGUCGACAAGCUGCUCUUCUAGCUUUGCAACAUAAAGCAGAGCAAGCUAUAGCUGUGAUGGAUGAUUCUGAAAAAGUUGCAGGGACAUCUGCUGGCCAUCAUACUGUACCGUGCAGACAGACAGCUCGCUCUCCUUUUCUUCAGAGAGUACCCUUAAGAGUUGCUACAGAAACUUCAGGUAGCUUAUCUGGAGUCAGUAUCACAUCUGAACUAAAUGAAGAAUUGAAUGAUUUAAUUCAGCAUUUUCAUAAUCAGCUUCGUGAUUCUCAGCCUCCAUCUGUCCCAGAUAACAGAAGACAAGCAGAAAGUCUAUCAUUAACUAGAGAGGUUUCCCAGAGCAGAAAUCCAUCUGGUUCAGAACAUUCACCUGAUGAGAAAGUUCAGCUUUUUAGCAAAAUGAGAGUCCUACAGGAAAAAAAGCAAAAAAUGGACAAAUUGCUGGGAGAACUUCAUACCCUUCGAGAUCAGCAUCUGAACAAUUCAACAUUUGUGCCUUCUUCAGCCUCUCCACAAAGGACUGGGGAUCAGAGAAGUACAACUUCAGCACCUUCUGCUUCUGUAGGCUUGGCACCAGUUGUCAGUGGAGAAUCCAGUAGCCUUACAGCUGUUCCUUACCCUGCAGCUUCUCUAGUUUCUCAGAAUGAGAGUGAAAAUGAAGGCCAUCUAAAUCCAACUGAAAAACUCCAGAAGUUAAAUGAAGUUCGUAAGAGAUUAAAUGAACUAAGAGAAUUAGUUCACUAUUAUGAACAAACAUCAGAUAUGAUGAUAGAUACUGUAAAUGAAAACACAAAAGAUGAAGAAACUGAAGAGUCAGAAUAUGAUUCUGAGCAUGAAAAUUCUGAACCUGUUACGAAUAUUAGAAAUCCACAAGUAUCUGCCACCUGGAAUGAAGUAAAUAGUAAUAGUAAUACACAGUGUGUUUCUAAUAAUAGAGAUGGGAGAUCAGUUAAUUCAAAUUGUGAAAUUAAUAACAGAUCUGCUGCCAACAUCAGGGGUCUAAAUAUGCCUCCUCCUUUAGCAGACUGUCGAUACAAUAGAGAAGGAGAACAGGGGAUGCAUGCAGCACAAGGUGAAGAUGAUGAGGAAGAGGAGGAAGAAGCAGAAGAAGAGGGAGUAAGUGGAGCUUCAUUAUCAAGUCAUAGAAGCAGUCUGGUUGAUGAGGCUCCAGAAGAUGCAGAAUUUGAACAGAAGAUUAGUAGACUUAUGGCUGCAAAACAGAAACUUAGACAGCUACAAGAUCUUGUUGCUAUGGUGCAGGAUGAUGAUACAGCUCAUGGAGUUAUCUCUGCCAAUACAUCAAAUUUGGGUGAUUUGUACCCUGCAGAAGACACCAAACAAAAUUCAAAUAAUGCAAGAGGAAAUGCUAGUAAAACACAGAAAGAUACUGGAGUAAAUGAAAAGGCAAGAGAGAAAUUUUACGAGGCUAAACUACAGCAACAACAGAGAGAGCUAAAACAAUUGCAGGAAGAAAGAAAGAAACUGAUUGAGAUUCAAGAGAAAAUUCAAGCUUUGCAAAAGGCAUGUCCUGAUCUACAGCUGUCAGCUGCUAGUAUGGGUAAUUGUCCCACAAAAAAAUACCUGCCAGCUGUUACUUCAACCCCAACUGUUAAUGAAAAUGAGGCUGGUACAAGCAAAUCUGUUUAUGAGCCUGAAGAUUCUUCAGUAGUAGAUAAUGAGCUUUGGUCAGAUAUGCGAAGACAUGAAAUGUUAAGGGAAGAGCUGAGACAGAGAAGAAAACAGCUGGAAGCUCUGAUGGCUGAACAUCAGAGGAGACAAGGCCUAGCUGAAACAACAUCUCCAGUGGCUGUGUCCUUGAGAAGUGAUGGGUCUGAGAACUUGUGCACACCUCAGCAAAGUAGAACAGAAAAAACAAUGGCAACCUGGGGAGGCUCUACACAGUGCGCAUUAGAUGAAGAGGGAGAUGAAGAUGGUUACCUUUCUGAAAGAAUUGCUCGGACAGAUGAAGAGGAGGAAGAAGAACAAGAUGCUAGUUCCAAUGAUAAUUUUCCUGUGUUUCCUAAUGGUGUGAAUCAUAGUUCUUAUAAUGUAAAGGAAACUAAAAAUAGGUGGAAGAACAAUCGCCCUUUCUCAGCAGAUGGAAAUUAUCGUCCGUUAGCCAAGACAAGACAACAGAAUAUUAGCAUGCAACGGCAAGAAAACCUUCGAUGGGUGUCAGAACUGUCUUACAUAGAGGAGAAAGAACAAUGGCAAGAACAAAUUAAUCAGUUGAAAAAACAACUUGAUUUCAGUGUCAAUAUUUGUCAGACUUUAAUGCAAGACCAACAGACUCUGUCAUGUCUGCUACAAACUCUUCUCACUGGUCCAUACAGUGUUAUGCCGAGCAAUGUUGCCUCUCCUCAAGUGCACUUUAUAAUGCACCAGCUGAACCAGUGCUAUACGCAGCUAACAUGGCAACAGAAUAAUGUUCAGAGAUUGAAGCAAAUGCUAAAUGAACUUAUGCACCAGCAAAGUCAACAUCCGGAAAAACCUAGAAGCAAAGAAAGAGGUGGUAACACAUCACACCCCUCUUCUCCCAGUUUAUUUUGUCCUUUUAGCUUUCCAACCCAGCCUGUAAAUCUAUUUAAUCUUCCUGGAUUUACUAACUUCUCAUCAUUUGCACCAGGUAUGAAUUUCAGCCCUUUAUUUCCUUCUAAUUUUGGAGAUUUUUCUCAGAAUAUUUCUACACCUACUGAACAACAGCCACCAUUAGCCCAGAAUCCUUCAGGAAAAACUGAGUACAUGGCUUUUCCAAAACCAUUUGAAAGCAGUUCCUCUGGAGCAGAAAAGCAAAGGAAUCAAAAAGAGCCUGAAGAAGAAGUAGAAAACGGCAAGACCCCAUGGUUAUAUGAUCAAGAAGGGGAAAUAGAAAAACCAUUUAUCAAGACUGGAUUUGCAGUGUCUGUAGAGAAAACUACAAAUGGUAACCGCAAAAAUCAGCUAGAGACAAGCAGGAGAAGACGCCAGUUUGAUGAAGAAUCAUUAGAAAGCUUUAGUAGUAUGCCUGAUCCAGUAGAUCCAACAACAGUGACUAAAACCUUUAAGACAAGAAAAGCAUCUGCACAAGCCAGCCUGGCUUCUAAAGACAAAACUCCCAAAUCAAAGAGUAAAAAGAGGACUUCCACACAGCCGAAAAUCAGAGUUAAAAAUAUUGGAUAUGAAAGUGCCAGUAUGUCUAGCACCUGUGAACCUUGCAAAAGUCGGAAUAGACAUACAGCAAAGACUGAAGAGCCUGUUCCAGCAAAAGCAUUCAGCAGAAAGAAUCAUGAGCACCUGGAAAAAAUAAUAAAAUAUAGUAGGUCUACAGAAAUAUCUUCAGCACAUGCUAGGAGAAUGCUACAGCAGUCUAACAGAAAUGCAUGCAAUGAAGCGCCAGAAACUGGGAGUGAUUUUUCCAUGUUUGAAGCAUUACAGGAUACUAUUUAUUCUGAAGUAGCUACAUUAAUUUCUCAAAAUGAGUCUCGUCCACAUUUUCUUAUUGAACUCUUCCAUGAGCUUCAACUACUUAAUACAGACUACUUGAGACAGAGGGCUUUAUAUGCAUUGCAGGACAUAGUAUCCCGACAUAUUUCUGAAAGUGAUGAAAAAGAUGGAGAAAAUGUAAAGUCUGUAAACUCUGGUACUUGGAUAGCAUCAAACUCAGAACUUACUCCCAGUGAAAGCCUGGCUACUACUGAUGAUGAAACUUUUGAGAAAAACUUUGAAAGAGAAACACAUAAAAUAAGUGAGCAACACAAUGCUGAUAAUGCUAGUGUCAUGUCUGUAUCUUCAAAUUUUGAACCCUUUGCAACAGAUGAUCUAGGUAACACGGUGAUUCACUUAGAUCAAGCAUUAGCCAGAAUGAGAGAAUAUGAACGUAUGAAGACCGAGGGUGACAGCAAUUCAAAUAUGAGAUGCACCUGCAGAGUUCUUGAGGAUGAAGAUGCUGCUCCUGCUGCCACCUCUGCAGAUAAUAAUUUAGAUGAAACAGAAACUCCCAUUAUUGAAAAUUGUAGCUCACAACAACCUGUAAGUGAGGUUUCUACUGUCCCAUGUCCUAGAAUUGAUACUCAGCAACUGGAUCGUCAGAUUAAAGCAAUUAUGAAAGAAGUCAUUCCUUUUUUGAAGGAGCACAUGGAUGAAGUAUGUUCGUCUCAACUUCUUACUUCAGUGAGACGCAUGGUUUUAACCCUUACCCAGCAAAAUGAUGAGAGCAAAGAGUUUGUAAAGUUCUUUCAUAAACAACUUGGAAGUAUUUUACAGGAUUCAUUGGCAAAAUUUGCAGGCAGAAAACUGAAAGACUGUGGAGAAGACCUUCUUGUGGAAAUAUCUGAAGUUUUGUUUAAUGAAUUGGCUUUCUUUAAGCUGAUGCAAGAUUUGGAUAAUAAUAGUGUAACCGUAAAACAGAGAUGUAAAAGGAAAAUAGAAGCAACUGGAGUGAUACAGUCUUAUGCCAAAGAGGCCAAAAGGAUUCUUGAAGGAGAUCAUGGCUCACCUGCUGGCGAGAUUGAUGAUGAAGACAAAGACAAGGAUGAAACUGAAACAGUUAAGCAGACUCAGACAUCAGAGGUAUACGAUGCCAAAGGUCCCAAAGCUGUAAGAUCAGAUGUUUCUGAUCAAGAGGAAGAUGAAGAAAGUGAAGCAUGUCCAGUGUCUAUUAAUUUAUCUAAAGCUGAAACUCAGGCUUUAACUAAUUAUGGAAGUGGAGAAGAUGAAAAUGAAGAUGAAGAAAUAGAAGAAUUUGAGGAGAGCCCUGUGGAUGUCCAGACUUCACUUCAGGCUAAUACUGAAACUACAGAAGAAACUGAGCAUGAGAGUCAGGUUCUGCAACAUGACCUGGAAAAAACGGCAGAAAGCACUAAUUUCCCACCAGAUCAGGUGCUCACUGAUAAAAAUGAUCAAGUUAAUUCUCCUGUGAAACCUUGUUACCUUAAUAUCGUGGAAAAUGAACAGCCAUUAAAUAGUUCUACCCAGAAGGACUCAGUUACUACUAUUGAUUCAUCUAAACAGCCUGACCCUUUGCCGAUACCUUUAACUGAAAUUGAAACCAUAGUGCCUAAAGUCAAAGAAGUUAAGUCUACCCAGGAAACUCCUGAGAGCUCUCUGGCUGGAAGUCCCGAUACUGAAUCUCCAGUGUUAGUGCAUGACUAUGAAGCAGAAUCUGGUAACAUUAGUCAAAAGUCUGAUGAAGAAGAUUUUGUGAAAGUUGAAGAUUUGCCACUCAAACUGACAAUAUAUUCAGAGGCAGAUCUCAGGAAGAAAAUGGUAGAAGAACAACAGAGAAACCAUUUGUCUGAUGAAAUAUGUGAAAUGCAGACUGAAGAAUUAGCUGGAAAUUCUCAGAAACUGAAAGAACCUGAAACAGUGGGAAUCCAGAACAUAUAAGAUGACACCAGAGACUCUUCUCUCUUUUUACGUAGUUCAGUGAAUACAUGAAAAAUGAUACUAAAUAAACAUCAGUUCUGAUCUGUAUAAAAAUGUAAAUUAGUUUGACACUGCAUUUUUUGAUAGGUGUGCUAAUUUCUGCCCAUGGCAGUUUAAGACAUCAGAAACUGAAUCCUGGACCGAUUCAAGCAUUGAUACACUGUGUUUGGUUUUUUUCUUUGUGGUCUUGAUUUUUCUCAUUGUGAUGUUUGGUAACAUUAAAUUUAAAAUGUAGUUUUAAAUAAAGUUUGACUUAUCUGUAAAGUAA
Molecule: messenger RNA, 6999 nt
Organism: Dipodomys ordii (Ord's kangaroo rat)
Lineage: Eukaryota; Metazoa; Chordata; Mammalia; Rodentia; Heteromyidae
Gene: Pcm1
Product: pericentriolar material 1
Exons: 42
Coding region: 324-6692 (2122 amino acids)
Biological process (GO): centrosome cycle; microtubule anchoring at centrosome; intraciliary transport involved in cilium assembly
Cellular component (GO): centrosome; centriolar satellite; ciliary basal body
Source: RefSeq, a predicted model, not a curated record